AUGAGCAGUAGGCUUGCAUCUUUCCGGGGUCCGUCAACACCUACCACUUCCCCAGCUCUUCGUCAACAACAGCCAAAUUCUCCUUCAUCGCCGUCGCGCUACACCGAGUCAACAUACCAUCGAAAAACAAGGACUUUGUUGCAAGAGCUUCGAUCAGUGACAGAAACUUGGGAUGAUUUAGUUCUCAUAGAUGGUUUGAAGGCCGCCCGCCAGCUUGUAGAUACGAGAACAGACUUAGAUAAUGCCUUGAAGUUAGUUCCAGAUAGACGACCGAACACUCAUCUGGUUGGGCCCAAGUUGAUAAUAAUGGACGAAUGUAUCGCAAGACUAGACGCUGUCCUCGCCAAGCUGCAAAAACAAUUCCAAAGGAUGAAUAGUAUCAUCGAAAACUUGGAAUUAGUAUUGAUAGACGCCCACAAAGUAAAAGGGUGGCAAUGGGUACAAGAAACACCAUUAUGGGUUACAUGGCCGUUGGAAGCGUUUGUCACCCGCGUUCCAGAGAUACUUAAGCCGUACCAUCGAUCAUUAGCGUUACACACCCAAUUAGUCGAUUCCCUCCGAAAACACUCUACGCCGUUUGAAGUAUCGCGCGAGAUUGUCAAUAAAUGGGUGGAGCAACCAUGGCUAGAGGGUGCUGGAUGGGAGGCAGUUUGGGAGGAUAUCUGCGAAGCAGAAGUAGAGCGUUGGGGUGGUGCUUGA
This is a messenger RNA of Psilocybe cubensis, 699 nucleotides long. RefSeq lists its product as uncharacterized. Lineage: Eukaryota; Fungi; Basidiomycota; Agaricomycetes; Agaricales; Agrocybaceae. The transcript has 4 exons. Bases 1 to 699 code for a protein of 232 amino acids. The record is from RefSeq and is a predicted model, not a curated record.